Bombyx mandarina (wild silkworm) is the source of this 537-nucleotide messenger RNA. It is a transcript of the gene CPR124, whose product is annotated as cuticular protein RR-2 motif 124. The record is from RefSeq and is a predicted model, not a curated record. NCBI's taxonomy places the organism in Eukaryota, Metazoa, Arthropoda, Insecta, Lepidoptera, Bombycidae. Gene Ontology annotation, cellular component: extracellular matrix.
AUGUUCCCUAAAAUCGUCGUCCUAACUCUCUCGCUAACACUUGUACUGACAGUCGUGAGUACCCAAGAGCAUCACGGCUACAAUCAUGGCCAUAAACACCAUCACGCUGUUUCAUCCCAGUCUAUUAUCAGACACGAUGUGUCUCAUGGUCAUGGGAAUGAAGGUCAAUCUUACCAUGUUGUACCAGUAGCAGCGCAUCAUGUAGCUCCGACUAUACACGCUGCACCCGUGCUCGUGCAUCACCAUGAACACGCACCAGUACAUCAUGGAGGCCAGCCUCACCAUGAAGAUUAUGAUGCUCAUCCCAAAUAUGCAUUUGAAUACAAAAUCGAAGACCCUCACACUGGGGACCUGAAGAGCCAACACGAGACUCGCGACGGUGAUGUCGUGAAGGGCUACUACUCUCUGCAUGAAGCUGAUGGAUCUAUCCGUGUUGUGGAAUACUCCGCCGACAAACACAAUGGUUUCAACGCAGUCGUCAAGCACACUGCUCCGACAAAGCACGCUGAACCUGUUCAACAGUACUACCAUCAUUAA